AUGGGGAUGCAAGAGGCUGUCGCGUGGACUACAAGUGGUGACGCAAAGCUUGGACUACAUCAUGUACAGGCUAAAAGUAUUCAUGAACAGGCACAUGCAAAUUGGGAGCCAUAUGACUUUAAUGGUGGCACUGUCUUGGCCAUUGCAGGCGAGGAUUUUGUCGUCGUGGCAGGAGAUACGCGUUUGAGUACGGGUUAUUCAGUAUUAAGCCGUGAUGAGAGCAAGCUGCAUACAUUAACACCUACGACCGUGUUGGGAUGUCCUGGAUCUCAUAAUGAUAUUAUUCAGUUGCGUGGUGUACUGAGUAUUCGUGCCCAAAUGUACCAGCACGAUAAUGAGACGUCCAUGAGUUCAAGUGCGAUGGCACAGCUGCUCAUGAACACGCUGUACUCGCGUCGUUUCUUCCCAUAUUAUGCGUUCUGUAUCCUAUGUGGUAUUGAUGAAGAAGGCAAGGGAGUUGUGUAUACGUACGACGCCAUUGGGUCGUACGAUCGGGUAUCACGUGCAGCACAAGGAUCCGGAGGGCACUUGAUGAUCCCGUUGCUGGAUAAUUUGGUAGAGCACGACACGCGCUCGGACCCAAAGAAGACGUUGACAUUGCAGGAAACGAAAGAUAUCAUCAAGGAUGCGUUCAUUACGGCUGGAGAAAGAGAUAUUUACACGGGUGACAGCGUGGAGAUCUUGACUAUCAAGGCUUCGGGUAUUGACAGGGAGAUGUUUGCACUCAAGAAGGACUAA
Messenger RNA from Peronospora belbahrii, 738 nucleotides. The record is from the annotation of a GenBank genome assembly. Lineage: Eukaryota; Oomycota; Peronosporomycetes; Peronosporales; Peronosporaceae.